Messenger RNA from Symbiodinium necroappetens, 1014 nucleotides. NCBI's taxonomy places the organism in Eukaryota, Dinophyceae, Suessiales, Symbiodiniaceae. The record is from the annotation of a GenBank genome assembly.
AUGGGUCUGGCAGUUCGUCUGGCACAGGCAAGUGCAGAGGAGGAGCUGAUUUCUCUGCAACGGGGCAUAGAGCAGAAGAAGCGUCAACUCCGAGUUCUGGAAGAGGAGGCCGGCAACGUGGCACGGCCGCAUUUUGCAGCGGCCAGCGGAACACCGCGAGCUGUGAAGGGCGAGCCUUCCCCGCAGGAGAGGCUACAUCCGAUGCUGGAGGGUCGCCUCCUGUCUGGUCUAGCGCCGCCACCAGCCCCGCCACCGUUGGAUGCUGCACCUCCUCCGGUCUUCGGAGACGAUUCGAGUCGUGGGAGAAUCAGAGCACCGGCGCAUCCUGCACCAUGCGCAGGAACGUCAGACCGGGGUUUUCCCACAAGAAGCACUGCAGAGGCUGCCGUGGGUGCGGAUCCGCUGCCAGAGCUCCCCGUCUUCAGCUCUUCUGACACGGGACUUGGCGUCGGCCUUCUUCGAGCGCCUCCGCCUCCACCUGCACCACCUCCCAGCAUCGCUUUGGGAGGCAGCCACUCCAGCGGACCUUCCGCGUCCCCGAAAGGAGCAGAUCGAGCGCGCGGCUCGAUGCCGGCAGAUUUCAAGAAGGAGGCAGCUUCUCCGGUCGGAGCGGCUGGCAUGGCGACUACCGAGGAACUCGGUCAGGCCAUGAAGCAGCUGUUCCAUGCCUUUGCCAGUCGAGCCGCGGGGUCCGUGGCCAAGCCUGGAGGCGGCCGUGCCGGGCGCGUCGCGCUGGGCCUCCAGGACUACCUACGCAUGGCACAUGCCUCCCAGCUUCGACUCUCUCAGGGCGAGCUGGAGGUCGUGUUUGCUGAAACCGCCGAGCGCUUCGGCAGUCCUACAAACUCUGGCGAGCCAGCACUGGCCUUCGAGCUCUUUGUCGAGCUGCUCGUUGAAACUGCUAGAAGGCAGUUUACGGACCUAAAGGACACAGAAUCUGCAGCUGCGCUCUUUGAGGUACACUUGCUCCCCCUGGCACGCCGACUGCGACGCCUUGAACCUGACCCUCCGUGA